This is a messenger RNA of Penicillium cataractarum, 879 nucleotides long. Its product is annotated as cytochrome c1 heme lyase CYT2. The transcript has a single exon. Gene Ontology annotation, molecular function: holocytochrome-c synthase activity. Gene Ontology annotation, cellular component: mitochondrion. Bases 1 to 879 code for a protein of 292 amino acids. Gene Ontology annotation, biological process: cytochrome c-heme linkage. Lineage: Eukaryota; Fungi; Ascomycota; Eurotiomycetes; Eurotiales; Aspergillaceae. The record is from RefSeq and is a predicted model, not a curated record.
AUGGGCGCCGGCGCAAGUACUCCCUCUGCUCCUGCAGAGCCUCCUGCGGCGACAUGUCCUGUUGACCACAAGACCCGUGAAAUUUGGCUUCAACAAAAUGGCGGAAACGCACCACAUCCCCAAUCCUCCGCGCCGGCGCAAGAACAAGGACAAUCUUCUGCAAAGCUACAACGACCACUAUCCACAGAUCGAGAAGUCAGCAGUAUCCCCCGAGCAGGUAGUCCAGCAGCAGCAGCAACUUGUCCCGAAGGAAAGAAGGAAUCUCCAACGCCUUAUGAAUCUUCCCCAUCCGCCGCAUCGCAUGGCUGUCCGUCCAAUGCUGAAGCCGAAACUGGUCAUGACGAGGCCUCUGGCAACUGGAUCUAUCCGUCUGAAAAGCAAUUCUUCGAAGCUUUGAUGCGCAAGGGCAAUACUCCAGAGUCAACGUCGUCUGCUUCCGAACUAGCUACAUCCGUCGCUUCCAUCAUCCCCAUCCACAACGCCGUCAACGAGCGCGCAUGGCAACAGAUUCUCGACUGGGAAAAGAAAGCUCCUUCCACAGACCCGGGCAGCAAGAAGUGUGGAGGACCUAAGCUAUAUUCCUUCCGCGGACUUGGAGUCGAUCCCCAGUUCCUGAGUCCACGUGCCCGAAUCAACGGAUGGCUCGGCUACCAGCGUCCAUUUGAUCGACAUGAUUGGGUCGUUGAGCGCUGUGGUGGUGAACGCGUCGAAUACGUUAUCGACUUUUACCAAGGGAAAACAUCUGGUGCCAAUGGAAACCCAUCCGGGUUGACGGGGAAUGCCGCACCUGGCAAACUUAGCUUCUAUCUAGACGUGCGGCCAAAGCUGAACACCUACGAGGGAUGGAGGAUGAGAUUCAACAGCUUCGUUGGCCUUUAA